Molecule: messenger RNA, 945 nt
Organism: Sorex fumeus (smoky shrew)
Lineage: Eukaryota; Metazoa; Chordata; Mammalia; Eulipotyphla; Soricidae
Product: olfactory receptor 14J1-like
Exons: 1
Coding region: 1-945 (314 amino acids)
Biological process (GO): G protein-coupled receptor signaling pathway
Cellular component (GO): membrane
Molecular function (GO): olfactory receptor activity; odorant binding; G protein-coupled receptor activity
Source: RefSeq, a predicted model, not a curated record
AUGACUAUGACUAAUGUCACUGCCAGUGGGUUUCUUCUCAUGGGGUUUUCUACCAAGCCUCAGCUAGAAAUUUUCUAUGCUUCUCUGUUCUUGGUCUUAUACUUGUUGGCUUUAUUUGGAAAUAUUCUCAUAAUCCUCUCAAUUUCAAUGGAUCAGAGUCUCAAGAAGUCACCCAUGUAUUUCUUCCUGAAGCAUCUCUCCAUGUUGGAUCUCUGCUAUAUUUCUGUGACGGUACCAAGAUUCAUAUGCAAUUCUUUCAGGCAUAGUGGAAAUAUUUCCCUCUGGGAAUGCAUGGCGCAAUGUUUUACUCUCACUCUCUGUGCUAUUGCCGAGAUGGCCAUGCUCACGGUGAUGUCCUAUGACCGCUACGUGGCCAUCUGCCUUCCACUGCGCUAUGACAUCAUCAUGAACAUCAGAACCUGUGCCAAUGGGAUCGCUGGUGUCUGGAUUAGUGGGACGUUCUCUGGAGUCAUGCAUACGGCAGCUACUUUCUCCAUCCACUUCUGUGGUCCCCGUGUCAUUCACCAGUUCUUCUGUGAUAUUCCCCAGCUCCUGAAACUCUCCUGUUCUAAUGACUAUCUCAGGGAGGUUGGGGUCUCGGUCUUCUUCACUCUGAUGUCAUUUGGCUGUAUCAUCUUUAUUGGUUACUCCUACAUGCAAAUAUUUUCUUCUGUGCUGAGGAUGCCAUCUGCGGAGGGCAGGUCUAAGGCUUUUUCCACUUGCCUUCCCCACCUUGCUGUUGUCCUGUUAUUUGCCUCUACAGGUUUCUUUGAGUUUUUGAAACCUCAUUCUGACAAUCCAACAGCUCUUGACAUUGUGCUCACUAUUUUUUAUACUAUUGUGCCCCCAACAUUUAAUCCAAUGAUCUAUAGCCUGAGAAAUAAAGCAAUGAAAGCAGCUCUUAGAAUGGUUUUUAAGAGAAGUAAGGCAUAUCUGUUUCUUUGA